Molecule: messenger RNA, 2103 nt
Organism: Durio zibethinus
Lineage: Eukaryota; Viridiplantae; Streptophyta; Magnoliopsida; Malvales; Malvaceae
Product: ran-binding protein M homolog
Molecular function (GO): protein binding
Source: RefSeq, a predicted model, not a curated record
AGUCUUCCAAAUUCAUGUAUCAAAGCAUCAAAUCAGUUCAUCAAAAGAAAAAAAAAGGGGCAAAUUUUUUACAUCUAGCCUUCGAAGCCACAUGAGACUCUGCCACGGCGUAAGAUGAUCAAAUAAGCUGACCAAGCGGACCAAAACAUUUCCGUUUCCAUGGACAAGCAAAAGUAGUCUCUUUUGAAGCAAAGAGCCAAAGGCGAAGUAAAAUAAAAAUAUAACCCUCAUUUUUGUCUUAAAAUUUCUUCUCAAGUAAGAUUCGAAACUUGAAAAACUCGAAAAGAAAGGAAAAAAAAAAAGAAAAUAAAAAACAGAUAAUUAUUGGAAACGAAAUUUUAGGUUUCCCUCUUUUUUCGGCUUUGAUAAAAAUGAACUCCAUCAACCGCAACAAUGGAGAAAGCAACAACGGGAAGAGCAGCAUUUUCGAUGGAUUAAAGCAAGAUCUGGAUUUAUACUUCUUGGGGCUGUCUCGGCUCGGCUCGUCUAAGGCUCUUACAGAUAAGGAGGAGGAUGAGGAGGAGGCUCCGAAAGAGCUCAACACGAUCAAUAGCUCGGGAGGGUUCUUGGUGGUGGCGCCUGAUAAGUUGUCGGUGAAGUAUACCAGUGUUAACCUCCAUGGCCACGACGUCGGUGUGGUUCAAGCCAAUAAGCCGGCUCCAGUGAAGCGUCUGCUUUAUUACUUUGAGAUAUAUGUGAAGGACGCUGGGGCUAAGGGCCAGAUUGCUAUUGGAUUCACUAAUGAAGGCUUCAAGAUGCGGAGACAGCCCGGAUGGGAAGUAAACAGUUGUGGGUAUCAUGGGGAUGAUGGAUUGCUAUACCGUGGACAAGGAAAGGGAGAUGCUUUUGGUCCAACAUAUACAAAAGGAGAUAUGGUUGGUGGUGGCAUAAACUAUGCUUCACAGGAAUUCUUUUUCACUAAAAAUGGGGCAAUAGUAGGAACGGUUUGCAAGGAAAAGGAAAUGAAGGGUCGCUUAUUUCCUACAAUUGCUGUUCACAGCCAAAAUGAGGAGGUUCAUGUCAACUUUGGGCAAAAGAAGUUUGCUUUUGAUCUGAAGGAAUAUGAAGCUCAAGAGAGGUUGAAGCAGCAGAUGACUAUUGAAAAGAUAUCUCUACCACCAAAUAUUAGUUAUGGACUUGUUCGCUCCUACCUGCUACAUUAUGGCUAUGAAGAUACACUCAAUUCAUUUGAUUUGGCUAGUAAAAGCACUAUCCCUCCUAUCUAUAUAGCUCAAGAAAAUGGCUUUGAUGAGCAGGAUAUUGUGUAUGCUCUAAAUCAGAGAAAGACUCUACGGCAGCUGAUCAGGAAUGGCGAGAUUGAUGCAGCAAUUAGCAAACUUCAUAAUUGGUAUCCCCAGAUUGUUCAGGAUGACAAAUCAGCUACAUGCUUUCUGCUGCACUGCCAAAAGUUUAUUGAAUUGGUUCGGGUUGGAGCACUGGAAGAGGCCGUUAAGUAUGGAAGGAUUGAAUUGGCAAAAUUUUUUGGGCUGGCUGGAUUUGAUGAUUUAGUGCAGGACUGUGUUGCUUUGCUGGCAUAUGAACGUCCACAGGAGUCCUCUGUUGGAUAUCUGCUCGAAGAGUCACAACGUGAUGUUGUGGCAGACACAGUUAAUGCUAUGAUCUUAUCAACAAAUCCCAAUAUGAAAGAUAUGAAAGGCUGCUUGCAAUCUUAUCUUGAGAGACUACUCAGACAGCUAACUGCUUGCAGUUUGGAGAGAAGGUCAGCAAAUGGGGAUCAGGGUGAAGCAUUCCAUUUGCAUCAGGUUCUUACCAUUGGUAGAGACAUGAAGUGCUAGCUGAUAUAUGUAAAUUGCACUUUUCAUCCUUUUCUAUCCACAUCACUAAUAGAUUUUUCCCUAUUACCCUUUUCAAUUUACAAGUGAUUGGAUUGGCCCGAGUGUCUGCUAUACAGAGUAGAGCACCCCUUUAGGGUUCCAAACAAAAAAUAAUUCUACAUUUUCUCUGAAGAUGGGGUGUUUCUUCAUAUGCUUGUAAGCUUUUGUUUCACAAACUUGUCCCUAAAUUGAAAAUUUUCAAAUUGGCUGGAUGCGGAUUCCAUUGUGAACAGUCUUGAUAAUGUUUACUUGUUCCUCUACUCUUGCA